This is a messenger RNA of Camelus dromedarius (Arabian camel), 4575 nucleotides long. It is a transcript of the gene PEAR1, whose product is annotated as platelet endothelial aggregation receptor 1. The record is from RefSeq and is a predicted model, not a curated record. Lineage: Eukaryota; Metazoa; Chordata; Mammalia; Artiodactyla; Camelidae. Gene Ontology annotation, cellular component: membrane. Gene Ontology annotation, molecular function: protein binding. The transcript is spliced from 25 exons. Bases 418 to 3543 code for a protein of 1041 amino acids.
UCGGCCUCCCCGCCGCUCCCGCAGUCGGGCCAGGACUCCACACAGGGACCUCCGCCCUAUCCUCCUCGGGCCAACCCCGGCGGUCCCCAUCCCCGACGGACGAGAGAUAGGGUCCCAAGGCAGGUUUUGUUCACCUCACUGGAUCCUGGAGUUCUGGGGACAGAUCCAGGCCAGCAGAAGCCUGGGGGUCCCUGAGUGGCUGGAGAUGAGGUUCACCCAAGGACAAGGCUCCAUAUCCUGAGAUCUGGGAUCCCCCAGGACACUCUCUGACCCCUCCAGGCCCUGGGGCCCUUCCCUCAGCUCACCUGAGUUUCUCAGGCUCCAGGAUGCCGUAGAGGCCUGAGAUUUGGUCUUCCAGGUUUGUGGCUGCAGUGCCCUUCACCUGCCCUGCACCUGGCCCUAUCACAGGCCUCCGCAAUGUCACCACGUCUGUGCUCCCUCCUUUUCCUGGCCCUGGGCCUGGGGCUGGCUGGAACCCUCAACCCCAAGGACCCCAACACCUGUAGCGUCUGGGAAAGCUUCACCACCACCACCAAGGAGUCUCACUUGCGCCCCUUCAGCCUGCUCCCCUCCGAGCCCUGCGACCGACCCUGGGAGAACCCACACAUCUGUCCCCAGCCCACGGUUGUCUACCGGACCGUGUACCGCCAGGUGGUGAAGAUGGAGCACCGAAGGCGCCGGCAGUGCUGCCGAGGAUUCUAUGAGAGCAGCAGUGGGGCUUGUGUUCCGCUUUGUGCUCAGGAGUGUGUCCAUGGUCGCUGCGUGGCUCCCAACCAGUGCCAAUGUGCACAAGACUGGCGGGGCGACGACUGCUCCAGUGACUGUGCCCCAGGAGUGUGGGGGCAACAGUGUGACAGGCCCUGUAACUGCGGCAACAGCAGCUCCUGUGACCCCAAGAGUGGGGCAUGCUCCUGUCCCUCUGGCCUGCAGCCCCCGCACUGCCUUCAGCCUUGCUCCCCUGGCCACUAUGGCCCUGCCUGCCAGUUCAGCUGCCAGUGCCAUGGGGCACCCUGUGACCCUCAGACUGGAGCCUGCCUCUGCCCCCCAGACCGAACUGGGCCCAGCUGUGAGGUGUCCUGUUUACAGGGCACUGUUGGCUUCUCCUGCCCCAGUACCCCUCCUUGCCACAAUGAGGGUGUUUUCCAGAACUCUCAAGGCUCCUGCAGCUGCCCACCUGGCUGGAUGGGCACCAUCUGCUCCCUGCCCUGCCCAGAGGGCUUCCAUGGACCCAACUGCUCCCAGGAAUGUCGCUGUCACAACGGAGGCCUCUGCGACCGAUUCACUGGGCAGUGCCGCUGCGCUCCGGGCUACACCGGGGAUCGGUGCAGUGAGGAGUGCCCCGUGGGCCGAUUCGGGCAGGACUGUGCUGAGACGUGCGACUGUGCCCCCGGCGCCCGCUGUUUCCCGGCCAACGGCGCGUGUCUGUGCGAACACGGCUUCACCGGGGAUCGCUGCGCCGAACGCCUUUGCCCCGACGGCCUAUACGGCCUCAGCUGCCAGGCGCCCUGCACCUGCGACCCGGAGCACAGCCUCAGCUGCCACCCGAUGAGCGGGGAGUGCUCGUGCCUGCCGGGCUGGGCGGGCCUCCACUGCAACGAGAGCUGCCCGCAGGACACGCACGGGCCUGGCUGCCAGGAGCACUGCCUCUGCCUGCACGGUGGCGUCUGCCAGCCCGACAGCGGCCUCUGCCGGUGCGCGCCCGGCUACACGGGCCGGCACUGCGCUAGCCUCUGCCCCUCUGACACUUAUGGAGUCAACUGCUCUGCACGCUGCUCCUGUGAAAAUGCCAUCGCCUGCUCGCCCAUCGACGGCACCUGCGUCUGCAAGGAAGGUUGGCAGCGUGGUAACUGCUCUGUGCCCUGCCCACCUGGAACCUGGGGCUUCGGUUGCAAUGCCAGCUGCCAGUGUGCCCACGAGGCAGCCUGCAGCCCCCAAACUGGAGCCUGUACCUGUACUCCUGGGUGGCACGGGACCCACUGCCAGCUCCCCUGCCCAAAGGGGCAGUUUGGUGAAGGCUGUGCCAGUCACUGUGACUGUGACCAUUCUGAUGGCUGCGACCCUGUUCAUGGACGCUGCCAGUGCCAGGCUGGCUGGAUGGGUACCCGCUGCCACCUGCCCUGCCCUGAGGGCCUCUGGGGAGCCAGCUGUAGCAACACCUGCACCUGCAAGAAUGGGGGCACCUGCAGCCGUGAGAAUGGCAGUUGUGUGUGUGCACCUGGGUUCCGAGGCCCCUCCUGCCAGAGAUCCUGUCAGCCCGGCCGCUAUGGCAAACGCUGUGUGCCCUGCAAGUGUGCCAACCACUCCUCCUGCCAUCCCUCGAAUGGGACCUGCUACUGCCUGGCCGGCUGGACAGGCUCUGACUGCUCCCAACCGUGUCCUCUAGGACACUGGGGAGCCAAAUGUGCCCAGCUCUGCCAGUGUCGCCAUGGCGGGACCUGCCACCCCCAGGAUGGGAGUUGUUUCUGUCCCCCAGGCUGGACUGGACAUCUCUGCUCAGAAGGCUGUUCUCCAGGGAUGUUUGGUGCCAAUUGCUCCCAACCAUGCCAGUGUGGUUCUGGAGAGAGGUGCCACCCAGAGACUGGGGCCUGUGUGUGUCCGCCAGGGCACAGCGGUGCCCCCUGCAGGAUUGGAAGCCAGGAGCCGUUCACUAUGAUGCCUACCUCUCCGGUGGCCUAUAACUCAUUGGGGGCAGUGAUUGGCAUCGCAGUGCUGGGCUCCCUGGUGGUGGCCCUGGUGGCACUGUUCAUUGGUUACCGCCAUUGGCAAAAAGGCAAGGAGCACCAGCAUCUGGCGGUGGCCUACAGCAGUGGGCGACUGGACGGCUCUGAGUACGUCAUGCCAGAUGUCCCUUCCAGCUUCAGUCACUACUACUCCAACCCCAGCUAUCACACCCUGUCACAGUGCUCACCUAACCCGCCACCCCCAAACAAGGUUCCAGGCAGUCAGCUCUUUGCCAGCCUCCAGGCCCAGGAGCGGCCAGUUGGAGCCCAUGGGCACGACACCCACGCCACUCUGCCUGCUGACUGGAAGCACUGCCGGGAGCCCCUUCCAGCACCUCUGGACAGGGGUAGCAGCCGCCUGGACCGAAGCUACAGCUGUAGCUACAGCAACAGUAAUGGCCCAGGCCCGUUCUAUAAUAAAGGGCCCAUCUCUGAAGAGGGGCUGGGGGCCAGCGUGGCUUCCCUGAGCAGCGAGAACCCCUAUGCCACCAUCCGGGACCUGCCCAGCCUGCUAGGGAGCCCCCGGGAGAGCAGCUACGUGGAGAUGAAAGGCCCUCCCUUGGGGUCUCCUGCCAGGCAGCCUCCUCAGCUCCCGGACAGCCAGAGGCGGCGACACCCCCAACCACAGAGAGACAGUGGCACCUACGAGCAGCCCAGCCCUCUGACCCAUGACCGAGACUCUGUGAGCUCCCAGCACCCCCUGCCUCCGGGCCUGCCUCCCGGCCACUAUGACUCACCCAAGAACAGCCACAUCCCUGGACACUAUGACUUGCCUCCAGUACGGCAUCCUCCGUCUCCCCCGCUUCGGCACCAGGACCGUUGAGGAGCCAAGAUGGUGUGCAGAGGUCAGCACACCUGUUCUUUGCUGCCAAAGGCUGAGGACAGAGCCCAUUGUACCCUGCCAGGAGCAGGGAGAAGACUGGCAGGUGGUGAACAGGAACAUGUUUAAUAGAGGAUGCGAGUGGAGAGGAGACGGGAGCCUGGCUCCCAGGUUCUAUCGUGGGAAACACUGGUCAGCUGGAAGUCUGUGUUCCUUUUCCCCAACCAGCUGCUCCCCAAGGCCCCCAGGGCCCCAUGUACAUAAACUGGUGGGUUGAAUGUUGCUGGAUACCUCUGAUUUCAGAUUGAUGUAAAAAAUGUAUAUUGAGUAAAUUUUCUGUGCACUCCCAGGCUAGGCUCUGUGAGUGUGUGUGUGUGUGUGUGUGUGUGUGUGUGUGUGUGUGUGUGGUUUCAGAAGGGUACCAGGCACAGAUCCUGUCCUGGGGCUAACCCAGCUAACUCUAGAAAUAGCCUAACUGGCCUCCCUGCAUUCACCUGGUACUCCUUCCAACCAACUGCUCAAAAUACAAGCUGGCUAGCUUACCCCUGCCUGAAAGUCUUCAUGGGUGCCCCAUGGCUCCUGGGUCACAGUCAAAACUGUCAAAGGCCUUAAAGGCUUUGCUGGCCCGGCUUAUCUGUCUCUUCAGUCUCCCUUGAACUGUGUUCCAUGUCACUCUGCUCCAGCCACACUGGCCUCUAGGUCCUCCUAUCAGCCACACUUCUUCCUACCACAGGGACUUUGCACAUCUGGAAUGCUCUUCCUCUCCCACUCACUUGUUUACUUCUGCUUGUCCGUCACAUCCCCUCCUCUCUUUCAUAGCACUGAUCACAGAUGUGUUCAUGCACCAGAUACCUGCAGAAGGCUUACAGGGUGCCGGGCACCUCUGUAAUGUGUUGCUUUUUAAUGUGAUUAUUUGAUUAAUCUCUGUCUCCCCGCCAGACUGUAAGUUCCCUGAAAGCAGGAAUCUUGUGUUUAUGUUCAACAUUGGAGUCCCUUGGCACAUAGUAGGCACUCAAUAAAUGUUCCUCCAAAGGC